AUGACCAGACUCCACACUGGGCAGUUGUGGUUUAAGAGUAAAAGGACUCUCCUCAGACCAAAGGGGAUGGAUCCCAGCCUGGCGUGUGUUCUGUGUGUGCUGAUGGGCUGGGUCACAGGCUCGGUCCAGACCCUUAACAGCACCUCCCAGCAUGAGUACUGUGUACUGGGGGCAGGUCCGUCCGGACUGCAGAUGGGACACUUCCUGUCCAGAACCCACAGAGACUACAUCAUACUGGAGAGGAACUCUGGCCCAGGGAGCUUUUUCAACAAAUAUCCAAGACACAGAAAGCUGAUAAGCAUUAACAAGAUCCACACAGGCAGUAAUAACCGUGAGUUUAACCUGCGUCAUGACUGGAACUCCCUGCUCAGCGAUAAAAGCGACCUGCUGUUCAGACGAGUGAGCAGUGAGUUUUACCCCUCAGCCGACGCUUUCCCUCUGUACCUGUCUCUGUACGAACGUGAGCUGGGGCUGCGGGUCCGAUACGGUGUAGACAUAGGACGCAUCAAAGCCCUUCCAUCAGACCGUGGGAAGCAGUAUGUCCUCACCGACCAACACGGUUCUUCAUAUUUCUGCAGGGUCCUCCUGUUAGCCACUGGUUUGUGGGUACCUCAAAAUAUUGAGUUUGUGGGUUCAGAUCUGGUGGAGGGGUACGAGUCCAUCUCUACUAACCCAGACGACUACAAAAACCAGGCCAUUCUGAUCCUUGGAAAGGGAAACUCUGCAUUCGAGACUGCACAGAGUCUGUUGGGAAAGGCCAGUCGAGUACACAUGGUCAGCCGCAGCCCUGUCAGACUGGCCUGGCAAACACACUAUGUAGGAGACCUAAGAGCUGUAAACAAUGAGGUCCUGGACACAUAUCAGUUGAAGUCCCUUGAUGGGUUAGUGGAGACCCACCUUGAAGAGAUUGCUAUCACCAAACGAACAGCGGAGGACAGCCUCAGGCCCAAACGUGCAAGAAACAAGAAGGCAAAGCUGUACCUGACGUUAAAAAAGCUUCUGCAGAAUGGAAAUGGCUCCAACUCGAGAGCAGAGGAGCUGUCCGGCUUUCACAUCGACAACUUCUCUAUGAGGAAGCCCUACGAUCGUGUGAUUCGCUGUUUAGGUUUUAGAUUCAACUUCAGUAUAUUUGACAGGACUGUGUGUCCACCCAGCAGUGAAAAUGCUAGAGGGAGGCUACCUGCAGUGACGGCCUGGUACGAAGGGAAAAACACUCCUGGUUUGUUUGUGCUGGGGACCGCUGCCCACUCAAGAGACUACCGCUCCUCUGCCGGAGGCUUUGUCCAUGGCUUUAGAUACACUGUCAGAGCUGUACACCGUAUUCUUGAACAUCGGUACCAUGGACGACCGUGGCCCUCCACUAAACUGUCCAGCACACAGCUGCUGCCCUGGAUCUUAAAGAGGGUGAAUGAGGCCUCUGGACCCUACCAAAUGUUCCAGGUGCUCGGUGACAUUGUUCUGUUGCAAGGAACUCACUGUAAAUACCUGGAGGAGUUUCCACUUCAAGCCUUGCCUCAGUUAUCGUCUUUGUCAGGCCACAAAGUAACCAAUGGAUUAAUAAUCCUUGUAAUGCAAUAUGGUAAAAAGAAAAUCGACUAUUUGGGUCAUAACAGAGCUGAAACAGACUGGACCAGAGCUUGGAAAUCCAACUUUCUUCAUCCUGUUUUAUAUUAUUAUGACAGAAUACCCACUGGGGAAGAAAUGAAGCUCCGGCCACACGGCCGGCCCUUACCAAGGCCAAAGGCGAUUCAUCACAUGAUAGAGGACUUCCUCACAGAAUGGGAUGCUCCUGUAUCUCACGUCCAACCACUGCAACAUUUUCUCCAACACUGUAUCCAGAUGGAUCUUCGACAUUUCUAUGCUGAAGCUUGUUUUCGCAUGUCUUUGACCCAUCGCCAGCCACCAUUGUCAUGUCAGCAAGGAUAUCUCAGAGGCCAAGGACUGUCCCAAAAUGGACAUAUGGGGCAAAGAGCCUUGAACACGGCGGUGAUGUCUCCUGCAGUAGUUGAAGAGAGCUCACCACAGGACUUUGAGUUCUCUCAUUUGCUUUCACAAGCUGGAAUCCCCAUGUCGUCAGGACUUAAACAUGAACUCUAA
Messenger RNA from Knipowitschia caucasica, 2097 nucleotides. The record is from the annotation of a GenBank genome assembly. NCBI's taxonomy places the organism in Eukaryota, Metazoa, Chordata, Actinopteri, Gobiiformes, Gobiidae.